GCCUGCCUUGCCUCAGGUUCCGCAGUGUGACUGAAGAAGAUUCCUCGAUCCAUGUUCCGCGCAGUGACCCUGCUUCUCGGAGCUGUGAGGAAAGCGGGGCGAGCUCGGAAUCCGCGCCAUGGAUGCAGUGACCUAUGAGGAUGUGCAUGUGAACUUCACUCAGGAAGAGUGGGUUUUGCUGGAUCCUUCCCAGAAGAGUCUCUACAAAGAUGUGAUGCUGGAAACCUACUGGAACCUCACUGCUAUUGGAUAUAAAUUGGAAGACCUGAAUAGUGAGGAACACUCUCAACGCUCUAGAAGAUUUGGAAGACAUAACAUCUGUCACUCUGGAUACAAGCCUUGUGACCUUAAGAGGUAUGGAAAGAAGCAAUGUACCUUUGCAGAUAAAAGGUUUCUUCAAAUAUAUGAAAGAAUCCAUACUGAAGGAAAAUCCUAUGAAUGUAAGCAAUGCAGUCAAAUCUUUGCAAAUUUCUAUCAUCUUCGAAAACAUGAAAAAAAACAUACUAGAGAAAAACUAUAUGAAUGUAAUCACUGUAGUAAAUCCUUUCCAAGUCGCAAUUCUCUUCAAAUACACAACAGAACUCAUACAGGAGAAAAACCUUAUGAUUGCAACGAAUGUGGUAAAGCAUUUACAUGUAGCAGUAAUCUUCUACUACACAAAAGAACUCAUACAGGAGAAAAACCCUAUGAUUGCAAUGACUGUGGUAAAGCAUUUGCAAGUAGCAGUAAUCUUCAAAUUCAUAAAAGAAAGCACACUGGAGAAAAACCCUAUGGAUGUAAUCAGUGUGGUAAAACCUUUGCAUAUAGCAAUGCCCUUCAAAAACAUGAAAGAAGUCAUACUAGAGAGAAAACCUAUGAGUGUAAUCAGUGUGGUAAAGCCUUUGCACGUCAUAGAAGUCUUCAAAAUCAUGAAGAACAUCAUACUAUUGAAAAGCCAUAUGAAUGUCAUCAAUGUGGUAAAGCCUUUGCAUAUAGCAGUAACCUUUAUAUACAUGAAAGAAGUCAUACUGGAGAAAAGCCAUUCAAAUGUACUCAAUGUGGUAAAGCCUUUCCAAGUCACAGUUCUCUUCAAAUACAUGAAAGAACUCAUACAGGAGAGAAACCCUAUGACUGUAAUGAAUGUGGUAAAGCAUUUGCAUGUCGCAGUAAUCUUCUACUACAUAAAAGAACUCAUACAGGAGAAAAACCCUAUCAUUGCAUUGAAUGUGGUAAAGCAUUUGCAUGUAGCAGUAGUCUUCAAAAACAUGAAAAAACUCAUACUGGAGAGAAACCUUAUAAAUGUAAUCAAUGUGGUAAAGCCUUUGCACGCCGAAGUGAUCUGUAUAUACAUGAAAGAAUCCAUACUGGAGAGAAACCAUAUGAGUGUAAUCAAUGUGGAAAAGCAUUUGUACAUUGCAUUAGUCUUCAGAGGCAUGAACGAACUCACACUGGAGAGAAACCUUAUGAAUGUAAUCAAUGUGGUAAAGCCUUUACACGUCGCUUUAGUCUUCAAGUACAUGAACGAAUUCAUAGUGGAGAAAAACCUUAUGAGUGUAAUCAAUGUGGUAAAGCCUUUGCAAGUCGUAGUAGUCUUCGAUAUCAUAGAAAACAUCAUACUAGAAUUCAUACUGGAGAGAAACCCUAUGCAUGUAAUCAGUGUGGGAAAGCCUUUGCAUAUUACACUAGUCUCCGAAAUCAUGAAAAAAUUCAUACUGGAGGGAAACCCUAUGGAUGUAAUCAAUGUGGGAAAGCCUUUGCAUGUCGCAGUAAUCUUCAAAUACACGAAAGUUCUCAUAAAGGAGAGAAACCCUAUGAAUGUAAUCUAUGUGGUAAAACCUUUGCACAUAUCAUUUAUCUUCAAAGGCAUGAAAGAAGUCAUAUUGGAGACAAACCAUAUGAAUGUAAUCAAUGUGGUAAAAGCUUUACACAUUUUGGGCGUCUUCAAAAACAUCUGAAAAACCAUACUGGAGAGAAGCUCUAUAAAUGUAGUCAUUGUGGUAAGGCUUUUGUAAAUCAGAAUAACCUUCACACACAUGAAAGAACUCAUACUGGAGAGAAACCCUAUGCAUGUGAUCAGUGUGGUAAAGCCUUUGCAAGUCGCCAUAAUCUUCAAAUACAUGAAAGAAUUCAUACUGGAAAGAAACCCUAUGCAUGUAAUCAGUGUGGGAAAGCCUUUGCAUAUUACACUAAUCUUCAAAAUCAUGAAAAAAUUCAUACUGGAGAGAAACCCUAUGGGUGUAAUCAAUGUGGGAAAGCCUUUGCAUGUUGCAGUAAUCUUCAAAUACAUGAAAGUUCUCAUAAAGGAGAGAAACCCUAUGAAUGUAAUCAAUGCGGUAAAGCCUUUGCACAUAUCAUUUAUCUUCAAAGGCAUGGACGAAGUCAUAUGGGAGACAGACCACAUGAGUGUAAUCAGUGUGGUAAAGGCUUUACACAUUUUGGGCAUCUUCAAAAACAUCUGAAAAAUCAUAGAGGAGAGAAACCAUAUGAGUGUAAUCAAUGUGGUAAAGCCUUAGCAAGUCGGAAUAAUCUUCAAACACAUGAAGGAAUUCAUACUGGAGAGAAACCCUAUGUGUAAUCAGUGUGGUAAAGCCUUUGCACAUACCAUUUAUCUUCAAAGGCAUGAAAAAUGUCAUACAGAAAACAAAUGUUAUCAAUGUAAUCAGUGUGGUAAAGCCUUUGUAAGUCAAAGUAAUCUUCAGAAACAUGAAAGAAAGCAUACUGGAGAGAUAACCUAUGGAUGUAAUUGAUAUAGUAUAAGCUUUUGCAUGUUACCUUCUUCAAAGGAAUGAAAGAAUUCCUAUGGGAGAGAAACACUACCAGUCUAGUAAAUGCAGUAAAGCCUUGCAUAUCAAGCACAGUUUUCCCCCCACUGAGCCAUCUUCCUGGUACUCAUGUAAGAUUAGUGUAAUCAUUUCAUCAUUAAAGUAUUGUUUUGUUUCCAAAUUGGAUAUAAAUUGUCAUCUAAGGAUAGAGGUACACCAAGCAAUUUGACUAAUAAAACCUAUUUGAAAUGAAAAUAUUUAUACUGCCAUCCAUUUGUAUGGGGUGUGUUAGUUUAUUCUGAGGAAUAAGUACAUAAAUAUUCGUUCUUAACAUUUUAUCAGAAAUACAAAUGAAUGGCAAAGAAUUGUCACAGUGGUUAAAAGUGGUUGCUUCUAAGCCCGAGUUUAUUGUCUGGGAGACCUACAGUACUCAUACAAGUUUUUUUCUGAUUACUAUACUUGGACUGUGACAUAUUAAACACACAAUCCAGGACUUAAAUAUUCUUUGAAGGGUCACUGCAGUUACUCAGAUGUUUUGGGCACUUGCUCCCAAACGUGACUAACUUGGUUUGAUUUCUAGUACUGACAGAGGAAAUAGAAUAGACACCUGCAAGUUGUCCUCUGCCUUGCACAUCCAUAUUAUGGUACAAGUAUUUAAAUACUGAUAACAGGGUUUUUUUGUGAUAUAACUUUUUAUUAGAUAUAUUCUUUAUUUGCCUUUCAAAUAAUUUCCCCUUUCCUGGUCCCCCCCCCCACCAAAAGUCCCAUAAGCCAUCUCCCCUCCCCCUGUUCCCUAAUCAACCCCCUCCCACUUCCCUGGUAUUCCCCUACACUGCUGUAUCGAGACUUUCCAGGACCAGGGGCCUUUCCUUUCUUUGAUGUCCAACAAGGACAUCCUCUGCUGCCUAUAUGUCUGGAGCCAUGGAUAACACCAUAUGUAUUAUCUAGUUGAUGUUUUUGAUUCUGGGAGCUCUGGGAGUACUGGGUAGAUUAUAUGGUUGUUCUUCCUAUAGUGCUCAAACCCCUUCAGCUUUUUGGGUCCUUUCUCUAGCUCCCCCAUUGGAGAUUCUGUGAUCAGUUCAAUAGUUGGCUGAGAGUGUCCCCCUCUGUAAUUCCCAUGCAGUAGCAGAGCCUCCAAGGUAACAUCUAUAUCUGGCUCCAGUCAGCAAGUACUUGUGGGCAUCAAUAAUUGUGUCUGGGUUUUGUAACUGUAUAUGGGAUGGAUCACUAGGUGGGAUGGUCUUUGGAAUGGUCUUUCCCUCAGUCUCAGCUCCACACUUUGUCUUUGUAUCUCUUUCUGUGGGUAUUUUGUUCCCCCUUCUAAGAAGGACCAGAGUAUCCAUGCUUUGUUCUUCCUUCUUCUUGGACAUCCUUUGAUAUGUGAAUUGUGUCUUGGAUAUUCCAAGCUUCUGGGAUAAUAUCCACUAAUCAGUGAGUGUAUACCAUUUCUAUUCUUUUAUUUUCAGGAUCAUUCUUUUUAAUGGCCUGAAUGUUUUAUUUAUUUAUUUUUAUUUUCUCGAUACAUUCUUUAUUUACAUUUCAAGUGAUUUUCCCUUUCCUGGAUCCCCCUCCCUGAAGGUCCCAUGAGCCCUCUUCCCUCCCCCUGUUCCCCAAUCCACCCUUUCCCACUUCCCUGUCUUGGUAUUCCCCUACACUGCUGCACUGAGCCUUUCCAGGACCAGGGGCCUCUCUUUCUUUCUUCUUGGGCAUCAUUUGAUAUGUGAAUUGUGUCUUGGGUAUUCCAAGCUUCUAGGCUAAUAUCCGCUUAUCAGUGAGUGCAUACCUUGAGUGUUCUUUUGAGACUGGGUUACCUCACUUAGGAUGAUAUUCUCCAGUUCCAACCAUUUGCCUAAAAAUUUCAUGAAUUCAUUGUUUCUAAUGGCUGAAUAGUACUCCAUUGUGUAUAUAUGCCACAUUUUCUGUAUCCAUUUCUCCAUUGAGGGACAUCUGGGUUCUUUCCAGCUUCUGGCUAUUAUAGUGCUGCUAUGAACAUAGUGGAGCAUAUAUCCUUAUUACAUGCUGGGGAAUCUUCUGGGUAUAUGCCCAGGAGUGAUAUAGCGGGGGUCCUCUGGAAGUAUCAUUCCCAGUUUUCUGAGGAACUGCCAGACUGAUUUCCAGAGUGGUAGUACCAGCUUGCAACCCCACCAGCAGUAGAGGAGUGUUCCUCUUUCUCCACAUCUUUGCCAGCACCUGUUUUCUCCUGAGUUUUUUAUUUUAGCCGUUCUGACUGGUGUGAGGUGAAAUCUCAGGGUUGUUUUGAUUUGCAUUUCCCUGAUGACUAAGGAUGUUGAACAUUUCUUUAGGUGCUUCUCAGCCAUUCAAUAUUUCUCAGGUGAAAAUUCUUUGUUUAGCUCUGUACCCCAUUUUUAAGGGGGAUAUUUGGCUCUCUGGAAUCUACCUUCUUGAGUUCUUUGUAUAUCUUAGAUAUAAGACCUCUGUUGGAUGUAGUGUUGGUAAAGAGCUUUUCCCAAUUUGUUGGUUGCUGUUUUGUCCUAUUGACAGUGUCCUUUGCCUUACAGAAACUGUAAUUUUAUGAGGUCCCAUUUGUCAAUUCUUGAUCUCAGAGCAUAAGCUGUUGGUGUUCUGUUCAGGAAGUUUUCCCCUGUACCUAUGUGCUCAAGGCUCUUCCCCAGUUUCUUUUCUAUUAAUUUCAGUGUGUCUGGUUUUAUGUGGAGGUUCUUAAUCCACUUGGACUUGAGCUUUUUACAGGGAGAUAAGAAUGGAUGGUUUUGCAUUCUUCUGCAUGUUCCACCAGUUGAACCAGCACCAUUUGUUGAAAAGGCUAUCUUUUUUCCACUGGAUGUUUUUUAGCUCCUUUGUCAAAGAUCAAGUGACCAUAGGUGUGUGGGUUCAUUUCUGGGUCUUUAAUCCUAUUCCAUUGAUCUACUUGCCUGUCACUGUACAUCAAUACCACACAGUUUUUUUAACACUGUUGCUCUGUAGUAUUGAUUGAGGUCAGGUAUACUGAUUCCCCCCAGAAAUUCUUUUACUGCUGAGAAUAGUUUUAGCUAUCCUAGGUUUUUUUGUUAUUCCAGAUGAAUUUGAAAAUUGUUCUUCCUAACUCUAUGAAGAAUUGAGUUAGAAUUUUGAUGGGGAUUGCACUGAAUCUGUAUAUUGCGUUUGGCAAGAUGGCCAUUUUUACUAUAUUAAUCCUACCAAUCUACUAGCAUGGGAGAUCUUUCCAACUUCUGAGAUAUUCUUCCAUUUCUUUCUUCAGAGACUUGAAGUUCUUGUCAUACAGAUCUUUAACUUGUUUGGUUAGAGUCACACCAAGAUACUUUAUCUUGUUUGUGACUAUUGUGAAGGGUGUCAUUUCCCUAAUUCUUUCUCAGCCUGUUUAUCCUUUGAGAAUAGAAAGGCUACUGAUUUGUUUGAGUUAAUUUUAUAUCUGGCAACAUUGCUGAAGUUGUUUAUCAGCUGUAGGAGUUCUAGCUAGAGCAAUUAUACAACAAAAGGAGGUCAAAGGGAUACAAAUUGGAAAGGAAGAAGUCAAAUAAUCACUAUUUUCAGAUGAUAUGACAGUAUACUUAAGCGACCCAAAAACUCCACCAGAGAGGUGGCCCCCUCCCAGCUGAGUGUGUCCCAAGUGAUUUUAUACUCAGGUGUUUCCUGUGUUCCUGGCUGCACCCAUCUGCUCAGUCACAGGAGCAAAGAUGGCAGCCUCAGCUCUCAAUGUGGGACUCCCUCUAAAUGUGGGACUCUUUGCAGGGCAGAUGUCCCCUGGCAGGAUAGGUGCACAGACAGCUGUGGUGCUGCCCAGUUCCUGGGUGCAGGUGAGGCCUGGAGGACCCAGUCCCAAGUGAUCUUACACUUGGGUGGUCCUUAUGUUCCUGUCUGCACCUGUCUGCUCAGUCACAGGAGCUAAGAUAUGAUAACAGUUUUUAAAGAAAUGAAAUGAACAACGCAAAGAAAAUAACCAAAAUAUUGAGAACAUAGGGAACAAUUUACCAAUUGGAAUUGAUACAUUAAAGCAUUCUGUGGAGUGUUAUUACUCAGCAAAGUAAUGAUGGUUUCUGUUUAAGUAUUAUUAAUUCAAAGAUAGCUCAUUUUAUGAAUGUAUCUCAGCUGGACCUAGUGGUGUACUUUGGAGACAUACAAAUGGAUCUCUCUGAGUUUGAGGCCAUCUUGUUCUACAUGAUAAGUUCCAGGACAACCACAGCCAUGUAGAGUGAUAAGUUUUUAAAAAGAAGGAAAAAGAAAAAGUACAUAAAUGUAGCACAUAUUACAUUAUGGAACCUUUCCUAAUAACACUCUGUACUUAUCUUUAUUCAGUUAAGCCAUUCAAUACCAUGUCCCCACUCACAUAAAUAGAACAGUGUUACUAAUGAAAAUAAGCAAUAUGCUAAGUUCAUUCACAGGAAUAGAAAUCCAUUCAAUACUUUCAUAAUCAUGUAGCAGGGACUUUCUUUACAUACAAGGUAGAAGGAAUAAUGGGACAUCUUCAUCUUUUAUAUUAUAAUGACAUAUUUGGGUUCUGGAAAUUUGACUCAAUAGUACUGCUCCUGUUGGGUGUCCAACUUGUGUUUCCUAGCAUCCACAUCAAAUGAAUCAGAAAUACCUGUAAUUCCAGGUCCAAAUGAUCUGGCUUCUUUGGUCACCAGGUAUGUAAAUGGUGUAAAGGCAUAUAUACAUUUUAUAUAGUUUUAUAUAUUAUAUAUUUUUCAAUUAUGAUUGCAUUUUGUAAAUUAUGUAAAUAUGUGACUACUUAUUGUAAAAGAGGCUUUAUGGGUUUUUUUGGUUUUGCUUUUCUUUUACAUAUCUGAAUAGAAAUUUAGGUGUACUAUUGGAAUAUGGUUGUGCUUGUGUGGACACUUCAAGAAUACAAGAAAAGUCUUGUGACCUCAGUUUCUUAAAAAAAAAAAACAGAAUUGCUUUUGAAAUGUGUUUUUUUCUUUCUCCCGGGUAUAGUGGAUAAGAGUGAGUUUUCUCCAGAUUAAUUAUUUAUGUUGUCAUUGUUAUUGAAUUAAAUGUUUGAACUAUCCUUUAUAUGCCUGUGUGAUAAAACUUGUUUGUUGUUUUUAAAACAAAAAUCCCAGCUGUAUAGUUUUACCAUAUAGACUCAGGAGCCAGACACUGGUGAAAUCCUGCCAGCUCAGAGAGGUAAACACCCAGCUUACCUUUCUACCCCACAAACAUUCCAGAAGAAAAAGGUCCUUUCUCCUUCUCCAUGAUGUCUUAAAGGCCCUCCUUUCUGUUUACAUUUGUUCACUCCCUGUCAGCUGGUUAGUUGCUCUGUCUCUUGGAUUAAAGGUAUAUGCUUGGGUUAGGUCAUAUCACAAGUACUUGUUUACAGUAAACAAAAGCUCUCGAAUCAAAGGCUGAGGCAUACACCACAAUGAGAAACAGUUCAUACUCUUGGGGUUCACAAUGUGAGCAUACAUCCUGCAAUGCUUAUUUGCCAUGUCUGGGUUGUCCUUGUGAUUACAUACAGCUCAAAGUCAUGAAAACUUUACUCAUAUGACCUUAACCUUGAGAAUAUAAAUUGUGUUGAGUCAUGAAUAAAGCUAACUAUUGCAUGUGACUUUAGUUAGAUUCAUUUAUUGACUCCAUUCUUCCAGAUUCCCUCUAGAGUGGUUAUAAGUGUGUCUGAACAUGGAUCAGAAGUUGGGUACAAAAGAGAAUGGGGACUCUC
Apodemus sylvaticus (European woodmouse) is the source of this 8373-nucleotide messenger RNA. RefSeq names its product zinc finger protein 431-like. Gene Ontology annotation, biological process: regulation of cytokine production; regulation of immune system process; negative regulation of transcription by RNA polymerase II. The coding region runs from base 119 to 2554 and encodes 811 amino acids. The transcript has 5 exons. NCBI's taxonomy places the organism in Eukaryota, Metazoa, Chordata, Mammalia, Rodentia, Muridae. The record is from RefSeq and is a predicted model, not a curated record.